AUGGCUACCACUCCUCCCCCUCUCCCCCCUCCCAUUGACGCCUCCUCCGUCGACAAGCUUCAGCUUGCCGCGGACCGCUCGGCGAUCAACUGGCAUUCCUUCGUCGGGAGCAUCCGCCGUGUUCUCCAAGAUGCAUUCGUCGGACCCUACUGCGUCAUCGACGUCCUCCUCCGCCGCCCACAAGCCCUCCAGCCCACGGCACCCAAUCACCCCGGCGAACCCCCUCCACCCCCCAUUCCUCCUGGUCCUCCUCCUACUGAACCCACCUUGGAGAUCGCCACUACCCCGGCGCUCCAGGAUGCCGCCGAUGCCGCAUUUCUCCACGAUCGCCGCGAAUACCUCAUCCGCAAGGCGGAGCAUGAGGUUGCGGUACAUAACCACGACUUCGCGGUAGCGGAACGCGCCAAUCACCUGGCGCUCCUUGAUGAGUACAAUACGGCCAUGGCGGACUACCUCCCUCGGAGCAUCGCAUGGGCCACUGCCGAUAACCGCGCCUGCACCGUCCUCCUCGGCGCACUCCCUGGUACCCUCAUGCGCCGUUUCCAAGCUCGCGAGAUGCGCGCCUCCCUCAUCUGGGCCGAGCUCCAGGCGAUGUUCGAGCGUCGCGACAUCAGCUUUGUCGGCGCCCUGUUCCAGGAGUACUUCUCCAUCACCCUCGCCACUUGUGAUGGCGCAGUUGACUACGUGGGGCGCAUGCAGGAGGUCGCUGAUCGCCUUGCGGCACGCCAAGCUGCCCUCCCCGAGCCUCUGCAUAUCCACCACCUCCUCUACAACCUCACCCCGGACUACGAGUCCCGCCUCCAUGCCUUCACUGAGGCCAACCCCAUGGCCGGCCUCGAUGACGUGGUCCAGUGGAUCAUUGACACGGAGGUCAAGCUCCGUACCCCUGUUGUCAACCUUACCACCCCUCAGUCCUCCUCCUCCACCUCCCUCAACGCUACGCAGCCGCGCAACCAGGGUGGUCGCAGCGGCGGCGGCGGAGGCCGUGGAACGGGUGGUGGUGGUGGUGGUGGCGGCCGUGGUGGUGGCGGUGGUGGUAGUGGUGGCCGUGGUGGCCGUGGUGCCGGUGGAGGUGGUGCUGGCAGCGCCCCUGCUGAAGGACCUUCCGGUUCUGGUGGUGCUGUGACUCGAGGCGGACGCCCUGGCACUCUCCCCCCAUGCACAUAUGUGCGCCGCCAUGGACCCCAUGCUGGUACCCCUUGUGGCCAGACCAACCAUCCCCCCACCACGUGCUUUAAGGCACUCGACGACGCCUGGUUUGAUCGAGGCAACACUGGCACCCCUCCUCGCUGGAACUCGAUCGCACCUCGCCCCUCCUUAGUGGAUAUUCAGACCCUCCCCUCUUUCCUCUCUGCUCACCUCCGCAUGUGUUCCCGACACAUCUGCAGCCGGAUCAGCAGCAGCAGCAGCAGCAGCAGCACAGCACCAGCAGCAGCAGCAGCAGCAGCAGCAGCAGCAGCAGCAGCAGCAGCAGCAGCAGCACCAGCACCAGCAGCAGCAGCAGCAGCAGCAGCAGCAGCAGCAGCAGCAGCAGCAGCAGCAGCAGCAGCAGCUGCUGCAGCAGCAACAGCAGCAGCAGCGGCAACCGGGACAGCAGCCGGGGCAGCAGCAGCAGCCGGGACAGCAGCAGCAGCAGCAGCCGGGACAGCAGCAGCAGCAGCAGCCGGGCCAGCAGCAGCAGCAGCCGGGCCAGUAGCAGCAGCAGCAGCGGCAGCCGGGACAGCAGCAGCAGCAGCAGCAGCAGCCUCAGCAGCCUCAGCAGCCGCAGCACCCACACGGUCAGCCGCAGCCGCAGCAACAAGGGCAGCAGCUUCAGCAGCACCAGCGGCAGCAGCGGCGUCGUGCCACCUCCCGUUCCUCCCCCUUCCUCCUCCCUUACAUCCAUACCCGCUCUGUGGACAAAAUCCUUGGGGCUCCUUCUCCUGCCUCCAUUCAGCUCCUUGA
Closterium sp. NIES-65 is the source of this 1944-nucleotide messenger RNA. Lineage: Eukaryota; Viridiplantae; Streptophyta; Zygnematophyceae; Desmidiales; Closteriaceae. The record is from the annotation of a GenBank genome assembly.